Molecule: messenger RNA, 1495 nt
Organism: Leptopilina boulardi
Lineage: Eukaryota; Metazoa; Arthropoda; Insecta; Hymenoptera; Figitidae
Gene: Pka-R1
Product: cAMP-dependent protein kinase type I regulatory subunit
Exons: 5
Coding region: 270-1388 (372 amino acids)
Biological process (GO): regulation of protein phosphorylation
Cellular component (GO): cAMP-dependent protein kinase complex
Molecular function (GO): cAMP-dependent protein kinase regulator activity
Source: RefSeq, a predicted model, not a curated record
UAUGAUACAUGUGUCAAAGUGUUUGGUUACUAUAUUGAAAGCGUAGUAUGUUAACAGUGUUUUAACGCACGUCAUAUAUAUAUAUAAUAUAAAGAAUAAUUUAUUUAAUUUGCAAUGGUAUUAAAGUAUAUGAAAAUUUAUAAAAUUAGAACGUUAUUAUUCAUUUAAAAAUUAUUUUUGUUAGAUCACAAAUUUCAUUAGAUAGAAAGACAACAACAGUGCUGCGAAUCGAGACCUGGAGUUGGAUUUUUUUUUUCUGAUAUAACAACAUGGCGGCGAAUCUAGAGGAAGAGCAAAGUUUACGUGAGUGCGAGGAUUAUGUGCAGAGACAUAAUAUUCAGCAGGUUCUGAAAGAUUGUAUUGUACAAUUAUGCGUCGGCAAGCCUGAAAAUCCAAUUUCAUUUUUACGGGAAUAUUUUCAAAGACUCGAAAGGGAACAAGCUCACGAUGCAAAGCAGCAAAUUGCCACGAGUCCAGAAGACACAGAGGAUAUGCCGGCGGGUCAACAAGGUCCUCAGGUACCAAGAAGAAGAGGAGGAAUUUCCGCUGAACCAGUUUCUGAAGAGGAUGCCACGAGCUAUGUGAAAAAAGUAGUGCCUAAAGAUUAUAAAACCAUGAAUGCUUUAAGCAAGGCAAUAGCAAAAAAUGUAUUAUUCGCUCAUCUCGAUGAAAAAGAACGUUCCGAUAUUUUCGAUGCAAUGUUUCCUGUUUUAUUCUCACCAAAAGAAACAAUUAUUCGUCAAGGAGAUGAAGGCGACAAUUUCUAUGUAAUAGAUCAAGGUGAAGUGGAAGUUUUCGUGAAUGGCGAAUUGGUAACGACUAUUGGUGAGGGCGGAAGUUUUGGUGAAUUGGCUCUGAUUUAUGGAACACCAAGAGCAGCGACUGUUAGAGCAAAAACUGAUGUUAAACUUUGGGGAAUCGAUAGGGAUUCGUAUCGUAGAAUUCUAAUGGGCUCGACAAUUAGAAAACGGAAAUUGUACGAAGAAUUUCUCUCAAGAGUUUCCAUUUUAGAAUCUCUUGACAAGUGGGAAAGAUUAACAGUAGCGGAUGCUUUGGAGCCAGUAACAUUUGAAGAUGGAGAAACGAUAGUACGGCAAGGUGAACCCGGUGAGGAUUUUUACAUCAUUGUAGAUGGUACGGCUGUGGUUCUUCAACAGCGUUCAGAAGGUGAAGAAUCUGCUGAAGUUGGUCGACUAGGACCCUCAGAUUAUUUCGGCGAAAUAGCAUUAUUGCUAGACAGGCCAAGAGCGGCGACAGUCGUUGCCCGAGGACCUUUAAAAUGCGUUAAAUUGGACAGAGCACGAUUCGAAAGGGUUUUGGGUCCUUGUGCGGAUAUUUUAAAACGCAACAUCACUCAGUACAACAGCUUCGUAUCACUUUCUGUAUAAUCAAUUCUCACAGCCACUCCUCUACAGGAACUAUAUUUCACUAUAUUGUUAUAAUUUUUUAUUUAAUAUUUUAAUAAUUAUUGUAUUACGUUAGCUAUUAAUAUAUA